This is a messenger RNA of Dermatophagoides farinae (American house dust mite), 1525 nucleotides long. Its product is annotated as NDP-glycosyltransferase YjiC. Lineage: Eukaryota; Metazoa; Arthropoda; Arachnida; Sarcoptiformes; Pyroglyphidae. The record is from RefSeq and is a predicted model, not a curated record. Gene Ontology annotation, molecular function: UDP-glycosyltransferase activity.
UUUGCGAGUGUUUGCAAAAAAAAAAAUCUCACUGUUUAUUGCUGCUGAAUUUCAAAGAAAAAUGAAAAUUCUAUUUCAUCCAAUUGAAUCAUGGGGCCAUAUGAAUGCAACUAUUGGUGUGGCACAAAUCAUGUUGAAAUAUGGUCAUCAAAUUAUCUUUGCCGUAACGGAAAAUGUUCGUGGUCAAUUCCGGAAACAUGGAUUUCAAGAAAUUAUACUGAAAACAGAACCAAUAACACCACCACCACCAUUGGAUCGACAAACUGAUUGUGUGGAUUUUCUCAUGAAUUCAACGGAUGUAUUUUGGGAAAAAGAACCAUUGAAAAAAUAUUCAAUGUUUCAAAAAGUUUUUGAAAUUCGUGUCGAAGAAAUUUUACAAACUGAACAACAAAUGAAAGAAAUUCUUCAUGAUGAAAAGCCGGAUUUAAUUUUGGUUGAUCAGAUUCUUAUUUCACCAAUCAUAAUUCGAUCAGGCAUUCCAUGGGUAUUGAUUUUUAGUUGUAAUCCAAUUUCAUUCCAUAAUGAUCAACGUUUACCGCCACCAUUUUCAGGAUUACCAAUUGAUGAUCAAUCAUUGUGGUCAAAAUAUCGUCAAGAAUUCAAACAAACAUAUCAUCAUUAUGUAAUUAGUAAUCAAAAUUUUCUAAUGAAACAUUAUGGUUAUGAACCACUUACAUAUGAUGGUAUAUCACCACCAUCACCAUAUCUAAAUAUUUAUGGAUUUCCAGAAGAAUUAGAUUACAAUGAUAUUGCACCAAUGCCUAAUAAUUGUUUUCGUAUCGAUACAUUUUGUCGUAGCGAAAAUGAAGAAUUGAAUAUAAGUAAAGAAUUUUUACAUAAUCAUCGUGACAAUAAAUUGAUUUAUAUUUCAUUGGGAACAUUGGCAUCAAUACGUUUUGAUUUGAUUAAAAAAAUUUUGAUGAUUUUAUCACAAACUAAAUAUGGUUUCAUUGUUUCAAAAGGUCGUUUUGAUGAUGGAUUUAAAUUACCGGACAAUAUGUUUGGCGCCAAACAUUUGCCACAAACUAAAGUAUUACCUUUAGUUGAUUUAGUUAUUACACAUGGUGGUAAUAAUACUGUUACGGAAUCAUUGUUAUUUGGUAAACCAAUGAUUGUGAUGCCAUUUUUUGCUGAUCAAUAUGAUAAUGCACAACGAUUACAGGAAAAUGGUUAUGGUGCACGUUUGGAUCCAUUCAAUUAUCGACAAGAAGAUUUAAUAAAUCUAGUUGAACGUUUAUUGAAUGAUCAACAAUUGAAACAAAGAUUAAUGAUUAUAUCGAAAAGAAUGCAAACAUCAAAUCUACGUGAUGAAUUGGCUAAACGUUUGGAACGUUUGGUGGAAAUGAAAAACUAAAUCAAAUCAAUCGAAUCGAAUCUAUCUAUCUAGAAGACAGGAAAAAAAUAUUCUAUCUAUUCGUGUUCAAGAAUCGAGAAAUUUUUUCUAUUUAUUCCAUUGUUCAAUUGUAUUCUUUAAGAUUUUUUUUUUUAUUCUUGGCCCUUAAAAAAAUCGAUAAUUUUGUUUUUU